CAGGUCUAUAUCUUUUCGUUUCGGGGUUUAUCAUACAUUACGACUUAUUCAUUUGGCGCUGACAUCCAUUUUGUAUUGUUACUGUUCUCUAUUGAGAGUUACUUAUUUGAAGAAGAUUUUUUUUUUAAAUAUAAGUUUCAAUAUUUGAAAUUAAAAUGGCUGCUGGAAAGAAACAGAAAAAGGCAUUAGAAAGUAUCAAUACCAAAUUGGCUCUUGUUAUGAAGUCUGGAAAGUGUGUUCUUGGAUUGAAACAAUCGUUAAAAACCUUGCGUCAAGGAAAAUCAAAAUUGGUCAUUAUAGCUAACAACACAUCUCCUUUAAGAGUAUCUGAAAUUGAAUACUAUGCUAUGCUAUCCAAGACUGAUGUUUUCCAAUAUUCUGGAAACAACAUUGAAUUAGGAACAGCAUGUGGAAAGUAUUUUAGAGUUGCCACUCUUUCAAUCACUGACCCAGGUGACUCAGAUAUUAUCAAGACGAUCCCAACAGAAGGAAAUCAAUAAUUUUUGUGUAUUAAAUUGAAUAAAUCAUACCAAUUUUUAUGUA
Molecule: messenger RNA, 543 nt
Organism: Daktulosphaira vitifoliae (grape phylloxera)
Lineage: Eukaryota; Metazoa; Arthropoda; Insecta; Hemiptera; Phylloxeridae
Gene: RpL30
Product: 60S ribosomal protein L30
Exons: 3
Coding region: 156-500 (114 amino acids)
Cellular component (GO): cytosolic large ribosomal subunit
Molecular function (GO): RNA binding; structural constituent of ribosome
Source: RefSeq, a predicted model, not a curated record